Messenger RNA from Cydia fagiglandana, 1749 nucleotides. Its product is annotated as small conductance calcium-activated potassium channel protein-like. NCBI's taxonomy places the organism in Eukaryota, Metazoa, Arthropoda, Insecta, Lepidoptera, Tortricidae. The transcript has 6 exons. The record is from RefSeq and is a predicted model, not a curated record. Bases 793 to 1749 code for a protein of 318 amino acids.
UCAGUCGGUCCGCGAUCGUGCGGCAGGGCGGACGUAUGCUGAUGCCGCCCAGAGUUGCCGCGAAAUAUUUGAAACAUUGCCGCAUUCCAUAAAAAUGGAUGUGUAAAUAUUUUUUGAACUUAGCGAAGCCAACAUAAGCGAGUGCUAUUAUAACUAUAAUUUUAUGAGUAUCAGCCGAGACAUCAAGAAACUUGUAAUCGAUUGCACUGUAAUUAAAUUUUGUUAUUAUCCUCAUAGACGUACGUUUUCUAAUUAGUGAAUGUGUAUGAUUGAUGUGUGUUUGUGUGUUUUACUUUUACCAACUAUGUAGGUAGAAUUUCCUUUUAACUUUCAACCUAUUAGCCAAAAACUUUAGAAGUUAUUUAUACCUACCCGUAACUAAGUGAACCAAUGUAGACAUAAACCCGACGGUCCAAACUAAGUGACUUAAAAAAACUCUGAUAUCAUAACUAUAUCAACCAAUUACGUAUUCAUAUCUAAAACCCAAAUAUCCAAAAAACUGUAAAUAUAUUUUCGGGAGAGAAAAUCGAUCUGGUGCGUGGACCAAACUUUGGCUUGAUGUAAUUAUAUCAUAUUAGUGUAAAUAGUGUAGACUUUGACUAGUGACUAGUGAAAUUUUUGUAAUUAUUAGUGAAAUUUAUUAUCUGUACAGCAAUUUUCACGCCUCGGCAACUUAAUUCAAGUUUCAAGCGGCCUCAACGAAAUUCUAUCGAUUUCAACUAGACGUUACCAAGUUUAACUUAAGGAAUCAUCUGCAACAAAACAAUCAGGAUUUAAGCUGUAUACGACAACAUGUCGGUUCCGACAACCGACAGCACUGAAGCCAUCACAAACUCCGGCUACGGCAGCAGCGAUGAGACGGCCAGCUUAUUGGUCUCCGGCCCCUCCGUUACCGUCAUCGUCCCCUCAGAGAACAGAACCGCCAAACCCGUACUACAGCGGCAAGACUGCACUACCCAUCUAAGACCUCAACUCUCCGGCGGUCCCGGCAGCGAGGAAUCCGGAACGUCCAUAAGAAUGGAAGAAGGAGCCGCCAGAAGCGUGCCAGACAUAGAACUCCAAUGUAGGGACCAAGUGUCAGACCGUCCGCAGACACUGGUGUCUCCCAUAGCAACCUGCUCGCAUAGGGGGUCAGUGACCGCCUGCCAGUUAGUGCCACACACGUACGCUAGAUGUCGCGUUUGCGAGCGGAGGCAAUCUACAGCGCCUAUGUCAGCGCUACAGCUAGCGCGAUCUGUGUCGCGAGAAAGCGUUCGCUCGGGGCUGCACUACCCUUGUGGUUGCAACACGCUUCACGCUGUCAGCACUUGUCCGGUUAUACACCCGCCAGCCUUAUUGAUACCAGCAACAAGUACCAGAAUCAUUCGGCAGAGCUCUCAGCCUGAGUCUAGCGCAUGCGCGGGGCAUUGUCCUCACCACGCCCACCACCACCCCAGCGCCUCACUGCGGCAGCUAAGAGAACCCGGUGACGGUAUAGCGGGCAUUGCAGCCGACUCUCUCCGAAUUAAUGGAGGGAUGCGACCCUUCAAACAGGGCCUGCUACUAUGUCCACAAUCCCUGUCGCAGACUCGUCGGAUGCGCUUGCGACGCGCGUUCACUGAAGCGACCGGCGACACAGUUACCUACGUUAGAACGGCCUGUACAGUAACUCGGGAUCAAACACCGCAGGUAAACAAAAGUCCUAAAUGUCUCAUAAGAUACGAACUCGUGCUGGAUAAAGCGGAUGUUGUCUGUCAUAGAAAAGUGUGA